Messenger RNA from Penicillium vulpinum, 1692 nucleotides. RefSeq lists its product as uncharacterized. The transcript is spliced from 2 exons. The coding region runs from base 1 to 1692 and encodes 563 amino acids. Lineage: Eukaryota; Fungi; Ascomycota; Eurotiomycetes; Eurotiales; Aspergillaceae. The record is from RefSeq and is a predicted model, not a curated record.
AUGCGAGCAGUUGUGGUAAUAUGCUGGGGAUCGGCUGUUCGAAAGCGUCUGCUGGGCACUUCGAAGAAACGUGGUUGGUUUCAGAACUUUGAAGUUAUGCCGCUUUGGGGCCGCUACAGCGGUAUCGAGGUGUUCUUGGAGCUCACCUCGAACAGAAAGGCAAUGAAGCGAGUUGUGCUAUUUGUGAAACACCCUUCCUAUUUUUUCUACAUCCAAAGUGACAAAGAUUGUGCUAAAAACCUACGACGCAAAAAAGGAAGACCCCAGGACCUGGCUUUAGAGGUUGCCGCAAAGCUUGGUCAAAUCCAUAUCGAAGCCCAGUUCUACGAGCUUAGCCCGAGACUACCUGUGAAUCUAACUGUACCACGUGAAGUGACUAUGGAGAGAGAAGGCUGGAAGGGAGAGGCGGCAGCACAGCUUCAACGUGCUUUCCCCGUUGCAGUGCUAUCGCAGCAAAAGUCUCAUCGGAUCCGCGGUCCGCAAGGGCGAGACCCAAACAAUCUUGAUGAUAUUGUUUCGCUCAUGAACCAGUUCACCAUCGGCGAAGUCUGUGCGGAUGGGCCUCUUAGGGAAUCUGAGGAUUCAAGUGAAACAACUGAGAUUGGCGCUAUAGACAAGAUCCAGCGCCACCGCCGCCUCCAGAAAAUCAGUUCUUUCUGGAGGGCACUGAAAGGAAUUAUGGAUGGAUCUGGUUUUCCGGUAGUGCCCAAUGUACUGACUGCCGAAAGAGUUGAAUCUUCCUUGAGCACAAUGAACGACAUAGAAGAUUCCAACGAGUGGCAAGAUCUGCCGACGGAAAUAACAGCGCUCAUCCACGACCAGCCUGGUCUCAAAUUUAGUACAAGGCCAUUGGAUUCUCGCGAAGAUCUAGAAAGGGCCCACGAUUUACUCCAUACUUUUGUUCCAGAGUGGGACGAUACUCCAAAUACAUUGGGAAUUGCCAACCUCGCUAUGUCGGUGCUUUUUGCAUACGGCAGAAUGAUCUCCCGGGAUCGGCGGCCGCAUAUGGGCGAAUUGCUCAUUUUUCGUGAGGCUCCCUACGAUAUUCUCCCAAGAAGAUGCAGUGGUUGUGAUCAACAAGUCCUGGAUGAUCCAUUUCCAUACUGGUCUAAGUACGAACCUAGUCGUUAUGUAUCGUGGGCAGUUGCAGGCGGCUGCGGAAACCCUGGCUGUGGGUUUUCAUACGCUUCCCUCAAACCUUUUCAUAACCAGGUGUGUUGGUCUGCAGCAAACGUGGGUCGAGUGAGCAAGCAAGCUCUUGACAAAGCCGAGGCCCGGCGAGCUCAAAAGCCGAGUACUUGGCUCCUCCGUACUGAGGCAGAGCGGGGAACCCUCCCGGAUGAGAUAGAAGUAAAAUGCCCCUCUUGCCCACAAACAAAAGUCGUGAAAGCGAAGUGGACCAUUCAGAUCCAGCCAAAGCUCUUGAUUCCAUAUCUUUAUUGUGGGGGCACAAAGAAUGGCGCUGAGAAUGGGUGCGGCAACCGUGGGUACUGGGCACCUUUGAAACGAUACAAAGUCACUCGACAGUCUAACAUCUCCCGAUUAUCGUCCCAGUUUGCCCAAGGGGGUUGUAUCUUGAGCGAUUAUCCACGAGAUGGAGGUGUCAUUUUCUCCAAGGAAUCUAUUCCUUUUUCAAUCGCGAAACUGAAGGAACUGAAAAUCGCACAAAAUCAUCAAAAAAAGGGCAAAUAG